AUGCAUCCGGGUGACUGGAGAUGUCAUAGCUGCAACGAGCUGCAGUUCUCGAACCGCAGCACGUGCCGCCAGUGCGGCGCGAACAAGCCGCUUUUCCAGGUAGACUGGUCGACACCCGCCGGCAAACAAGAGCACUGGUCCACCGGGGGCGGCUCCAGCCACAAGGAGGACACCUCGUGGCAGGAGUGGCAGCAGUGGGGCGAGGCCUCGGAGUGGGGCGCGGCGAACGCGCAGUCCGCAGCUGGGCGGCCAGGCGCGCAGGCGUCGCUGCCGAAGGCGGCGACGCCUCAUCAGGCCAAGGUGGCAGAGAAGUUAUUUGGGCAGCUUGCGCCCGAUGGGGACAAGAAGGCGCAGAUAUCUCUGUGCAUGGGCGCCUUCCAAGACCUCAUCAAGGCUACUGUUCCGAAUGGGGAAAAUACAGAAAUCGUCGAGAAGGUCAAGGGCCUCAUCGGAGAGGUGAAUGACGUGUUGAAAGAAGACAAGAGUGCCAAGCACGCCUUCGCGAUGCAGAUUAGCAAGCACCCCUGGUUCCUCAACGUGGGGCACGAGGUGCGAUACCGGCCCAGCGCCAACCUUAUAGAGAUCUCAAGGGUCCAGGGCGCCCACUUAAAGGGCAAGGGCAAGGACGGCAAGGGCAGUUGGCCACAGCCCCCCCCCGCUGCCAGCUCCGCGCCUGGGGCGCAGACAAGCUGGAUGGGCCUGAAGAGGACCGCGGAGCAGGCCGGCCUGAGAGGACUGUGA
Messenger RNA from Prorocentrum cordatum, 741 nucleotides. The record is from the annotation of a GenBank genome assembly. Lineage: Eukaryota; Dinophyceae; Prorocentrales; Prorocentraceae.